This is a messenger RNA of Rhizoctonia solani, 2502 nucleotides long. RefSeq names its product Retrotransposon-derived protein PEG10. The transcript has 3 exons. Gene Ontology annotation, molecular function: zinc ion binding; nucleic acid binding. The coding region runs from base 1 to 2502 and encodes 833 amino acids. Lineage: Eukaryota; Fungi; Basidiomycota; Agaricomycetes; Cantharellales; Ceratobasidiaceae. The record is from RefSeq and is a predicted model, not a curated record.
AUGUCAGUAAUUGACAAACCACCCAAGACGUUCAAAGAAGCAAUGGAAAGGCCAGAUUUUCACCUCUGGUUAGCUGCAAUGAUUGACAAAAUCAACUCAAUUGCCAAACACGGAGUCUGGAAACAAGCAAAUUGUCCAACAGAUAAGAAUGUCGUGGAAUGUCAAUGGGUUCUCACAUAUAAACGUGGACCCAAUGGCAAAAUUGUUCAAUACAAAGCCCAACUGGUUGCAAAAGGAUAUUCUCAGCGCCUGGGCAUUGAUUUCAACAAAGUUUCCUCACCUGUAGCUGCGUCCAACUCAUAUCAAGUGCUCCUAAGCAAAGUUGCUAACCAAAACCUCAAGCUCCUUCAACUCAACAUCAAGACUGCAUUCUUACACGGCAAUUUAGACAAGGAGAUAUAUAUGGAGCAGCCUGAGGGUUUUGCAACAACAAUAACAACAAUAAUGGAUCUAGGGGAGGCACAAAUGUUUGUCAGAGUCAAGAUAACAAGGGAUCAAAAGGCGGGAACGCUAAAAAUUUCCCAACGUCAAUACAUUGACAACGUUCUUAAACGUUUUGGGAUGGAAGACUGCAAACCAUGCAUUACCCCAAUGGCAGAAUUGUUAAGCCUUCCAAAAUACAACUCACCAAGCGUGGACCGCACUCUCUACCAACAAGGUGUUGGCUCACUUAUGUACGGAAUGAUCUCAACUUGGCCUGACAUUGCAUACGCAACAGGACUGCUUGCUCAACAUGCCGCAAAUCCUGGGAAGGAGCAUUGGUCAGCAUUGCUACAAGUUCUACAGUACUUACAAGCCACAAAAGAUCUUGGAAUUGUGUACAACAGCUCUAAGAAUUCAGAGCUCAUUGGGUUUGUUGAUGCAGAUUAUGCUGGAGAUCCGCAUACAAGUUGGUCCACAACUGGUUGGACAUUCAUUCUGGCAGGAGGUGCUAUUGCAUGGUCAUUGAGAAAACAGCCGACAAUAUCUUUAUUGAGUACUGAGGCCAAAUACGUUGCGGCCGCAAGCGCGGCACAAGAAAUUCUUUGGAUUCGAAGUUUCCUAUCCAAAUUAGUCCCCACACUCUCCACCAUUACCUCCCGCACUCCCCCACGUUCUUCCUCCCGGGCAUCCACCCACGCUGGCCAGUCUUACCCCACACACCCCAUGGCAACCCGCUCCCGGCCGCCCUCUCAAGCCCGCUCCCCUAUCAAUCAGGGAGAGCUGGGAUCCUUCAUUCCGCCAGCCUCCCCUGAGCUCGGCAAAGUCUCACUCAAGCGGGUCAUCCGCCUUCUCUGGGGGCUCCAAUCCCAAGUCGACCGCAUUGAGCGGACCCUCUUGGAACAAGCCAAAGUUAGUCAAGAGGUUCAAACCAAUGUCAAGAAUAUCUUGCAAACAGUCGAUGUUGUCAAGGAUGGGCUUGCUCAGCUCCAAUCAGCCCUGGGUCCCCAUACCCCAGAAGAACAAAAACCCCCUGCGGUCAAGGAAACUCCCAGGGCUGCGCCCAAAGCCGAGCCUGUUGGCAAGGCUCAACCAUUCCUUGGGGCCCCAGCCCCCAUCAUCUCCACAGGGGCCCCUAGGCGCGACCCCCUCUCCCUAUUCAAUCCAUACCCUUCCUCCUCCUUCCCUUCGGGACCGGCUCCAGCCCCCCAAGGACCUCCACCAGUGCCUAUCAUUACCCUGGCGCAGCCUCCAGCUCCCUCCACUGUAAAAGUGGACCAUCCAGAUGCCUUCAAAGGCAAGAUUGGCUUGGAGGCCAAACAAUGGUUAACACGCAUGUUAGCCUGGGUAUGCCUGAAUCAAAGGCAAUUCCCCUUGGACCUGGAGGUCCUAAGUUUCCUCCUCAUGAACAUGACGGAGGCCGGCGGAGCUUGGGCUCACCCCCAUUUGGACCAACUAGGGUCCCACCGCGCACUCAUCCAAACCGUGGAUGAAUUCAAGAUUGAGUUCCUGGCCGCUUUUGGCAACCCAGAUGCAACCAGAGCAGCGGAGCGGAAGAUUACUUCCCUCACCCAGACCGGCACUUGUGCCAAAUACAUUACCAAGUUCCGCACGCUGCAAAUGGAGCUUGAUUGGAAUGACGCCGCGCUUUGCGGCCAGUUUGCGCGUGGACUUCACUGGGAGGUCCAAAGACAAAUUGCCACAAGGGAGAGACAACCCAGAACCCUGAGGGAGCUACAGGACGCUGCCCUCAUUAUCAACAACGCCCUCUGGGAGGAGCGUGCUAGCCACCUGCAACAGGGGAAUAAGCCUAGCAAGACCACCACAACCCCCAACCGGGGGACAAGUACUGGCCAACAGGCCACCAAAACCGGUCCCCUCUCCUCCAAUCCCAACUACGUCUCGGAGGAAGAACGCAACCGCCGCCGCACAGAAGGUCUUUGCGUGAAAUGCGGAAGGGCUGGACACAAGUUUGCCGAGUGUUGGACCGGAUGGAAGGCUACCCCAAAGGAGGAUAAGGGGAAGGCCAAAGAAAUCGCCAAGAUCGGCAAAGACUCUGAGUACCAAUUGGGAAAAGAGUAA